Molecule: messenger RNA, 708 nt
Organism: Anisakis simplex (herring worm)
Lineage: Eukaryota; Metazoa; Nematoda; Chromadorea; Rhabditida; Anisakidae
Source: the annotation of a GenBank genome assembly
AUGGCCAGUGAGUUGGGCUGUGCUCCAACAUACUUUUCAUUUAUUGAAGGGAAGAUCGGUGCUACGGUAGAGGCGGGCCCAAAAGAUUUCCAACUUCCUGAGACACGCAACAAGGGUAUUGCAAUGCCAGAGGCAGCAUCAAAAAUUGUAAAGCCCGGAGGAAAGGCUCCUGAUGAAUUCGAAAAGCAAGUGUCAAAUGCUAUUGCCGAUCUUGAGGCAAGUCAAGAUAUCAAAGCGCAGUUGAGAGAAUUGUAUAUUGUCGGUGCGAAGGAAGUAGAGUUGGGAAAUAAGAAGGUGAUCAUUGUGUACGUACCUUUCCCUCAGCUGCGACAAUUCCAAAAGAUUCAGCCGCGUUUGGUGCGUGAACUGGAGAAGAAGUUCAGUGGCAGACAUGUUGUCGUAAUUGCUCGACGUCGUAUACUUGCCAAGCCAAAACGAGGUAAAAAUAGAAAGCCAGAAAAGCAAAAGCGCCCUCGAUCACGAACACUGACUGCGGUGCAUGAUGCCAUGCUCGGUGAUUUGGUAUAUCCAGCAGAAGUUGUUGGUCGUCGAAUAAGGGUUAAGCUCGAUGGAAAACGCAUCAUUAAGGUGCAUCUCGAUAAGAAUCAGCAGACAAAUGUCGAACAUAAAGUUGAUACAUUCUCAGCAGUGUACAAACAUUUAACUGGUAAAGAGGUGGCAUUCGAGUUUCCGGAACCAUUGUUCUGA